Molecule: messenger RNA, 2195 nt
Organism: Morus notabilis
Lineage: Eukaryota; Viridiplantae; Streptophyta; Magnoliopsida; Rosales; Moraceae
Product: protein DETOXIFICATION 45, chloroplastic
Exons: 15
Coding region: 199-1983 (594 amino acids)
Biological process (GO): transmembrane transport
Cellular component (GO): membrane; chloroplast
Molecular function (GO): xenobiotic transmembrane transporter activity; antiporter activity
Source: RefSeq, a predicted model, not a curated record
GUUUCAUCAGAAACCAAACCGCCUAUCAACACUGCGAGUAACUGUGUAUUUCUGCGGAGAGACUUCUCUCUGCAAUCGCCGGUAGGGAUUCUCCACGACGUCGUUUUCCUCCCUCUGCUUUUCCUGCGAAGAUUCUGGAACCUUCUUCCUCCAAGGAAAUAUUCCUUUAUUUUGAAGCGUUAACGACGACCAGUGAAAAUGCCGGCGACGCAGUUCAGCGGCCGUACACUCUCUAAUGGAAUAACGGCAAGUAGAUUCAGCAAAAGCAGCCAAACGGCGGAGAAAUUCAAGCCGAUUUCUUCACUGAACAGAGGGAAUACUGGUAAUCUCGUUGCGCUUGCUGGUAGAAAGAGCUUAGGCUUAGGGGGUUUCGAUUUGUCCGAAAGACACAGGAAAUUGUUCAAACCACUGAUCACCCAUCGAAGAAAGAACUGCUGCAAUGUGGUGGGAAAUCAGUGGAGUUCAGAUGGUGGGGUGACUUCUUCUGGCGUUGAGGAAAGAUUGGCUCUACAAGAAGAGCAUGAUGUCAACGGAUCGGGGAACGGCGCUCCUGAGUUGACAGAGAUUCUUAGCCAUCGGUCGCAGUCUCCGGAUGUGAAGCGUGAGCUUUUGAUGCUCUCUAUACCUGCAAUUGCGGGACAGGCUUUUGAUCCCUUGGCUCAGCUUAUGGAGACCGCUUACAUUGGUAGAUUAGGCUCUCUGGAGUUGGGUUCAGCUGGUGUUUCUGUGAACAUCUUUAACUAUAUCUCAAAGCUAUUUAAUAUUCCUCUUCUCAGCGUUGCCACUUCUUUUGUGGCUGAAGAUAUUUCAAAGAAUGAAAUUACUACUUCAGAGAAGCAUUCUUUAGAAGACAGGAGCAAUGGUAGGCCUUUUGAUGGGAUAUCUGAGAGAAUGCAACUACCUUCGGUGUCUACAGCUUUACUGUUAGCAGUUAUGAUUGGCGUUUUUGAGGCAUUAGCCCUGUCUCUGGGGUCUGGAUUAUUUUUAAAUAUCAUGGGGAUAUCACCAGAUUCACCCAUGCGUGUUCCAGCUCAACAUUUUCUUUCACUAAGGGCACUUGGUGCUCCCGCAGUUGUAGUCUCUUUGGCUCUUCAAGGAGUUUUCCGUGGGUUUAAGGAUACCAAAACUCCUGUUUUUUGUCUAGGUAUAGGUAAUCUAUUGGCAGUGAUAUUGUUUCCCAUACUCAUGUAUUCUUUUCGGUUGGGUGCGACUGGUGCAGCCCUUUCCACUGUUGUGUCUCAAUAUGCCGUCACCUUUCUAAUGUUAUGGUAUCUAAACAAGAGAGCAAUACUGCUGCCCCCAAAGAUGGGAUCCUUGCAAUUUGGAGGAUACAUGAAAUCAGGUGGUUUUCUUCUUGUAAGAACUCUUGCUGUUCUUUCAACCAUGACACUGGGGACAUCAAUGGCUGUUCAUGAAGGCCCGGUAGGUAUGGCUGCUCAUCAGAUAUGCAUACAAGUAUGGUUGGCUGUGUCCCUUUUGGUUGAUGCUCUGGGUGCAUCUGCUCAGGCUCUCACUGCAAGUUAUAUGUCCAAAGGUGACUAUAAGAAUGUAAAAGAAAUCACUCACUACGCUCUGAAGGUAGGAUUGAUCACAGGUGUUUCCUUGAGUGCAAUACUGGGCGUGUCUUUUGGUUCAUUAGCUACCUUGUUCACCAAGGACCCUGAAGUACUAGGAAUUGUUAGAACUGGAGUGUUGUUUGUGAGUGCCAGUCAACCUCUUAAUGCGCUAGCUUAUGUUUUUGAUGGUCUCCAUUACGGUGUUUCGGAUUUUGCAUAUGCUGCUCGUGCUAUGAUGGUGGUGGGAGCAAUAUCUUCUGCGUUUUUGUUAUAUACUCCUUCGAUUAUUGGUCUUCCUGGGGUUUGGUUGGGCUUGACUCUCUUCAUGGGUUUGCGCGUAGUGGCAGGCUUUUACAGAUUGCUGUCAAGAAAUGGACCUUGGUGGUUCCUUCAUAGUGACUUUCAGAGAGUUGAGCUGGCCAGUUGAUAUGGGAAAAUUCUGAAGGUGAUUGAGAUAUAUCAAGCUAGUAUUAUGCCCAAACUUGAAUGAGGUCUCGGGUGUACAGUUUCCCACUGAUGUAUUCUUGUCAGGAGUUUUCUUUUUCCCCUUUCAAAAUUUUUUUCUUUACGUGCAAUUGGUAUCAGCUGUUAGAACAACAAGAUGAAAAGCAAUUUUUUUUUUUUUCUCUUAUUUUGACA